GUAUCUAACGUAUCACCAGUUAGUAUGUCAACACUGUGACUGAAAUGACAGAUGUUCUUACUGAUAAAAAGGUUGGUUGAAGAUGCGAGUGACUCAACGAUUUCACAGACAUUUCUAUGAUGAAUGAACCCAAAUUAAAUUAUCAUUCUGUCAUCAUGUCAGAGGUGAGUUGAUGCUGUACUUUCCUGCUGCUUCUCCUCUAUCCUGCCAAAAUAAAAGCAAAACAUGAUUUAAUAAAUAACAAAAGCAGCAGGCAGCAUGUUAACAUUCAGUUUGUGGCAAGAAUCAAGGGUUUUGCAAUAUAAGUUUCUACAGUAACACAGAGGAGGAGCCUGAGAAUCUGACAGAUAUAUAGAGAUUGUGUCAGACUGAACAACACAAACGAUUUAAAAAGAAAACAUUGAUAAAUCUCUGCAGUGAUCAGCUGAGAAAAUAUUGAGAAGAUGGCGAUUAUGGUGUUUGUCGCGGCUCUGCUCUCUGUUUUCACGGGGUUUGUUGUGUCGGUUCCUGAUGGAUUCAAGCCGGUCGACUGUUCUGACCUUUAUAAAGCAGGACAAACAGUCAGUGGGAUUUACUCCAUCUAUCCAGCAGGUGACGUUCCUGUCUGGGUUUACUGUGACAUGAUCUCAGGUGGGAAAGAUGAAGAUAAAGGAGGACGGACGGUGUUUCAGAGGAGAAUGGACGGCCUUAUUAAUUUCUAUCGGCCGUGGAAAGAGUACAAGAGAGGAUUCGGGACCACUGAAGGAGAAUACUGGCUGGGGCUGGAGAACAUGUACCAGCUGACACAUAACAGGAAGUACAUGCUGAGAGUGGAUCUGGAGGACUUUGAAGGAAGGAAAGUUUUUGCUCAGUACUCGUCCUUCUCUGUGGCUCCUGAAACUGAGGGGUAUAAACUGCAUGUUUCAGGAUUCACUGAUGGAGGAGCAGGUAGGACACUUUCAUACUUUCACACUUUUCAGAAGUUCACCACCUUUGACAAAGACUACAACUACUAUGGGAGUACCUGUCCCAAACUGCAACUUGGGGGAUUUUGGUACACAGUAGGAUGUCACCAUACAAACCCCAACGGUGUGUAUUUGUGGGGAGAAGACAACACACGUCAUGCCAUUGGUGUUGUUUGGAAAACCUGGAAAAUCAAUUCUUCUGUCAGUUUGAAAUUCUUUGUAAUGAAGAUCAAACGUGUGUCUUAGAAGCAUAAGUGUUUUCAGGAGCAAAUUAUCUGCUAUUGUUUCCAAAAUAUAACAAAUGUAAAGCUUCAAGGUUUUACUUUCCUCGCUGUAAGUAAAUCAAUGUAUAUCUUUGGUUUUGUUCUUUUGAUUUACUUUAACAUAAAUAAAUCAAAU
Megalobrama amblycephala (Wuchang bream) is the source of this 1343-nucleotide messenger RNA. RefSeq names its product microfibril-associated glycoprotein 4-like. The record is from RefSeq and is a predicted model, not a curated record. Gene Ontology annotation, biological process: elastic fiber assembly. Lineage: Eukaryota; Metazoa; Chordata; Actinopteri; Cypriniformes; Xenocyprididae. The coding region runs from base 444 to 1190 and encodes 248 amino acids. The transcript has 5 exons.